GCGGAGGCCCAGGAGGAGGGGAGAAAAGAAGGUGGAGGAUCCUGGCUAUUACUCUGAAUCUGAUAACGAUUCUCUUAGAUUCUAGAGACACAGAAAAAGGGAAGGGUGUCUCAUUCCCCUUCCUCCCCUCAUCCCUCUUCUCAGCCUUAGCGAUGGCCGAGGCAGGGGCUGGGCUGAGUGAGACCGUCACUGAGACAACGGUUACCGUGACAACCGAGCCCGAGAACAGGAGCCUAACCAUCAAACUUCGCAAAAGGAAGCCAGAGAAAAAGGUGGAAUGGACUAGUGACACAGUAGACAACGAACACAUGGGACGCCGCUCAUCAAAAUGCUGCUGUAUUUAUGAGAAACCUCGGGCUUUUGGUGAGAGCUCCACGGAGAGUGAUGAGGAUGAAGAGGAGGGCUGUGGUCACACACAUUGUGUCCGGGGCCACCGCAAAGGACGGCGUCAUGCAACCCCAGGACCGAGCCCCACCACCCCUCUCCAGCCUCCUGACCCCUCCCAGCCCCCUCCAGGACCAAUGCAGCACUAAAUUCCUCCCCCCCCCCAUUCCUCUGUCUGGCCCUGAAUGUAUUCAUGUGGCUACUUAGGGACUAAACCCGUGGUUUGAUUCCUUCUCCAGCCCCCCUUUCCCCUCUCCUCUUCCUGAUAGAGGGAAGCAGGAGAGAAGGUUAAACAGAGAUCCUGGAAUUCUGACUUGCUGCUAUUCCAGAACCCCAGCUUCUGGGUUCCUCCAGCCCUCAUUUCUUCUUCCAGUACCCAUCCUCCUCUCUCCAGGGAUCUAGACAUCUUGGUCCCAGUCAAUUCCCUUUGAUCUCACUGCCAAACUGCCUAUCUUGGGAUCCAGUUACCUUGGCCCCCUGCACUCUCUACUUGAGUCCCAAACACUUCACUUGGGUUUUCAACAGGCCCAGCUUUCACUGCCAGGGUCCCAGUUGGAUUUUGGGGGAUCUUGCCAUAGCUCCUUAUUAAUCCUGGCUUAGAGUCUUUCACUAAUAUAUUGCUGUUAUCUGAACUUUUAGUCCUUGCCUGGGAUGUGAGGUCUUAAGAGAGACUUCUGGGCUCCCAGCCCUUCCCCUUCCCUCCUGCCCACUCCCCUCAUGCCUUCAAGAGGAGUUAGGAGAGAGAGAGGUCUUUGGCAUUCUCACCUUUAAUGAGAAGUGGAAACAAAAAUAGUCAUCUUUUCUCACCCUUCUUGUGUGAUCUAGGAUUUCUGACAAAACUGGCUUCUUACUUAGAGCCAACUACUUCAGCCUUUGGUCUUCCAGCUUUGGAGACAGAUACAGCAGAGUCCCUAUGCUGGAUUUCCUGGAAAAGGAAGAAAAAGAGAGGGAGCAAAGAGAUGGGAGUGUCCGCUCUCCUGCACUCUUACCCCUUCUUUCCUAGGCUUUGAUGCCUCUACUAGCGCAAAUGUUGAGCUUUCUCAGCCCUCCUCAUCCCUUACUUGGAUCUGGAUAUCAAUUUCUAGGCCUCUUGCAUUCAUAGUUGCAGAGAUCAGUCAAACCAUACCACCACUGAGAUCUCAUUUAUUCCACAGAUGCACAAAAUAAAUAACCCAACAUCACAAA
Manis pentadactyla (Chinese pangolin) is the source of this 1569-nucleotide messenger RNA. It is a transcript of the gene PPP1R11, whose product is annotated as protein phosphatase 1 regulatory inhibitor subunit 11. The transcript is spliced from 3 exons. Gene Ontology annotation, molecular function: protein serine/threonine phosphatase inhibitor activity; protein phosphatase 1 binding. The record is from RefSeq and is a predicted model, not a curated record. Lineage: Eukaryota; Metazoa; Chordata; Mammalia; Pholidota; Manidae. Bases 153 to 533 code for a protein of 126 amino acids. Gene Ontology annotation, cellular component: nucleus.